AUGGCUAACUUACACAGAAAGAAGAUCAUUUCUUUGGUGGUGUCUUCAUUCGUGGCAUUAGCAUCAGGAACGCCAUAUUUAUAUGGAAUGUAUUCACCUCAACUUAUUACUAGAUGCAACUUUUCAGCCCUAGCAUCAUCAUAUUUAUCCUUAGCCAGUAACAUCGGCUCAUCUAUUGGUGGAUUUUUUGCUGGCUUGCUUAUAGAUAGCUACGGAACACAGGUUGCAACAGCUCUUGGAACCUUGAUGGAGUUCAGUGGAUUCUACAUUCUUUAUCUUAGUUACAAACAUGCUUGGCAUAAAUUUCCACUUCUUCUGCUAGCCAUGAUAAAUGUAGGGUUUGGUUCCGUCUUGGCAUACUUUUCCACUAUUAAAGUGUCCACAAUCAAUUUUCCCCAGUGCAAGGGGAUGGCAAAUGCUCUCCCUGUUUCAGCGUAUGGGCUUGCUGCCUUAUUCUAUGCUUUAAUUGCUGGGUAUUUCUUUUCUGACAACACACAGGGUCUGCUCCAUUUCAUAUCAAUAUUUGCAGGCCUUAUCAUUGGAGCUGGCACAUACUUUGUUAGGCUAUACGAGGAUGAAGAUGAGAACAAACCAGGUCAAAAUUCUUCGGCAUUACCAAAUGACACGGAGGCUAUACUCGUGCAAGAAUCUCCAAUGGAAGCGAGAGCGGAUACGGAAGUAUCAAAACCUCAAAAAGCACUUUCAUAUCUUUUGAAAGGCCACCGUGGCUCAAUGGCUCAGGUCAAUUUAAUCAGAACCGAAUCUUCAGGAUCACUUUUUUCAACUGCAUCUGAAGUCUCUUCUCUCGCGUCAUCGAUGUCACGAUCUUCUUCGUACAUGUCGGUGAAUUCUGAUUCACAAUCGUCAAAUGAUGGAUUUGCAUCAUCAAAUAGCGUAACACCUAACACAACCGGUGGAAAACCACACGGAAGUCGUGCUUUCCCCAUUGACAUGCCUCACCAACGACAAUCAUUUACGGAUUUGUCGAUGUCGGCUCCGGAUAAUCUUGUUGCUCUAUCCAGACGCUCGUCAUCCCAUCCAUCAGUCUUUGCACACUUGCACUCAAGAUCAUCAUCGCAGUCUCAUGAAUCCUCUCCACAUCACUUUCCUGCAUCGUGGAUUGGCUCUGCGGCACAUGAAAGAAUGACAUAUGGCCAAUUUUCUGCUCCUAAGAGACAUAGCAGCAACAAAACCAGUAGUGGAAUUGAUGCAAGCUAUAAGGAGUCGCAACAUAAACUUCAAAGAGCUGGUUCGGAUGCUAUAAGCUUUUCAGCUGAUGCUCAUAUCACAUCGCAGGAAGAGAAGAAACUAGAUUUACAACAAAUUUCUAACGGUAGUCCAGAGUAUAAGAUUUCGUCGCCGGAAAGUGGAAGUUCAGAUGAAGAUAUGUCCAGAUUUUUGGAAAUUCUGAAUAAGCGGAAAGCCGAAAUCAAUAAGAUAGAACAUCACCAUCAUGGAAAGCAUAGAAAGAAAAGAAAGCAUACUUCUGUCAAAGAGCACGUUCUUGAACUUAUGAAGAAUAAACUAUUUAUAUCUCAUUAUGUUAUGAAUGCAAUGUUUUGCGCUAUCGGUCAGGUGUAUAUUUUUGGUGUCGGCUUUAUUGUCAAAGCGCAGUUGAACAACCAGAAAUUUUCAUCAACGUCCGUAUUAGCAAAAUUGAUAUACGUAUUUGGUGCAAAGAAACCAGAUGAAGAUCUUGCCUCACCUUUUCAGGCACUUCAAGUGUCUAUUAUUUCUUUUGCCAACUUUUUGGGUAGACUUCUGGCUGGACCAAUGAGCGAUCUUUUCUCAAAGAGCCUUAACUUUAACAGGAUGUGGGUAGUUGUGAUUGCACUAAUAUUAUCAACGAUAGGACAACUUUCUCUCAUAUUUUUUAAUGAUCUUAAUGUACUUUCGUUGUCAUCUCUGCUCAUUGGAAUGGGCUAUGGUGCAGUCUAUGGAACACUUCCUGCGGUGGUGGCUGAAACAUUUGGUUCAGGUAACUUUGCGACAACUUGGGCUUUAAUGGGUACAGGUCCAAUUAUGGCUUUUCUGGCCCUCAGCGACUAUUUUGGAAACGAGUAUGAUAGACAUAGUCAAUUAGCAGAUGACGGUCAUGGGGAGCUGACAAGAGUUUGUCUUAGGGGCGGAUUAUGUUAUAGAAAUGUCUUUAUUUUUAACACUUUCCUAUGCUGUUUGGCAAUGAUGGGUUACUUGGCUAUAAUCAAAUAUUGUCCUAAUAAAAUGAAGGAAGAUGAAAAUUCGAAGGGGGUUUGA
Messenger RNA from Brettanomyces bruxellensis, 2256 nucleotides. RefSeq lists its product as uncharacterized. Bases 1 to 2256 code for a protein of 751 amino acids. Gene Ontology annotation, biological process: transmembrane transport. Gene Ontology annotation, cellular component: membrane. Gene Ontology annotation, molecular function: transmembrane transporter activity. The record is from RefSeq and is a predicted model, not a curated record. The transcript has a single exon. NCBI's taxonomy places the organism in Eukaryota, Fungi, Ascomycota, Pichiomycetes, Pichiales, Pichiaceae.